Molecule: messenger RNA, 564 nt
Organism: Gryllus bimaculatus (two-spotted cricket)
Lineage: Eukaryota; Metazoa; Arthropoda; Insecta; Orthoptera; Gryllidae
Source: the annotation of a GenBank genome assembly
UGCCCGCCGCUGGAGUACGUGGAGCGGCGGGGCGCGGGCGGCGCGGUGGCGGCGGUGCGCGGGCUGUUCCCGCGCGUGGGCGUGGAGGUGGCGCGCCAGCUGAACGCGAGCGCGCUGCUGCUGCCGUGGGGCGACAACGACUACGGCGCCGACAGCAACGGCUCGUGGAGCGGCCUGGUGGGCGCGGCGCAGCACGGCCGCGUGGACCUCGCCAUCAACUCCUUCCUCAUGAACCCCACCCGCCAGGCCGUCAUCGACUUCACCACGCCCAUCGUGCUGGCCAAGGCGGGCGUGUUCAUCCGCGAGCCCGAGGACUCGGCCAUGCGCUGGGGGCUGAUGGCGGCGCCGUUCGCCAACCACCUGUGGCUGUGCGUGGGCGCCGCGCUGGGCACGCUCGCCCUGGCCGUCGCCGCCGUCUCGCGCCUCACCGCCCCCACGGCCCGCCCACGCCCCCGCCCCGCCCAUCGCCCACGCCCACGCCCACGCCAGCGCCCGACGCGCGCCGGCCGACAGCCUCUCCCCGAGCGACGCGCUGCUCUUCGUGUGGGGCGCCAUUUGCAACCA